Messenger RNA from Xyrauchen texanus (razorback sucker), 1079 nucleotides. Its product is annotated as torsin-1A-like. Gene Ontology annotation, biological process: nuclear membrane organization; protein localization to nucleus. Bases 19 to 996 code for a protein of 325 amino acids. The transcript has 5 exons. Gene Ontology annotation, cellular component: nuclear envelope; endoplasmic reticulum lumen; endoplasmic reticulum. NCBI's taxonomy places the organism in Eukaryota, Metazoa, Chordata, Actinopteri, Cypriniformes, Catostomidae. Gene Ontology annotation, molecular function: kinesin binding; ATP binding; ATP hydrolysis activity. The record is from RefSeq and is a predicted model, not a curated record.
CAAGGCAGAAACGCUUCAAUGAUGAACUUGUCUUGUUUAUUAAUCGUUUUGUGUCUUUUUUCUCAUAUAACAUUAACGUCAGGUUUCAUGGAAGUUUUAGCUGCUUUUGUAGCUUAUGCGUAUGACGCAAUAUUUCAAGGGGAUGGUUUAAAGACUUUUGAUCCUAAAAGUUUGAAGGAAGAUCUCAGACGGUCUCUGUAUGGGCAGCACAUCGCUUCCGAGGUCAUACUAAAAGCUGUAUCGUCGUUCAUGACUGACAGUAAUCCCAAUAAACCGCUGGUCCUGUCUUUCCAUGGGACAUCAGGGGUAGGGAAAAAUCAUGUUGCUAAAAUCAUCGCAAAAAACAUUUACAAAAAAGGAGAAGAGAGCACGCAUGUUAGCACAUUUAUUUCUGAGCUUGAUUUCCCACACAACCACUUGACGGACCAGAACAGUGCAAAGCUAAAGGAGUGGAUUCAUAAAAGUGUAUCAAGUUUCCCUCGCUCCAUGUUCAUAUUUGAUGAAAUGGACAAAAUGAACCCAAAGAUUAUUGAAGCCAUAAAGCCAUAUCUGGACUACAACGCCCAUCUAAAUGGAGUGUCAUACCGCAAUGCAAUCUUUAUUUUUCUCAGUAAUGCAGGUGGACAAGUGAUCACAGACUUGACUUUGGAUUUCUGGAGAAAUGGCAAACAAAGAGAAGAAAUACAGUUAAACAGCAAAGAACUGGAGAUGCAGAUUGUUCAAAACGUCUUCAAUGCUAAAAACUGUGGAUUUUGGCACUCUAGUCUCAUAGAUCGGCAUCUGAUUGAUCAUUUUAUUCCUUUCCUACCUCUGGAACUGAAGCAUGUGCGUCAGUGUGUCCUGUCUGAAAUGGCCCACCUGAAAAUGAAUGCAGACAAAGAUCUGGCUGACAAAGUGGCCGGAGACAUGCCUUUCUUUCCUUCAGGGGAGAAAAUCUUUGCUGUUAAAGGCUGCAAGUCAGUCAGACAGAAGCUGGUGCUUUAUGCUGAUGAUUAGAUGAAAGAGACUUGAGCUGCACAUUUUGUCCACAUUGUACCGUUACUGAUUAGACUGUCGUUUUAUGCACUUAGCUGAACGAC